Molecule: messenger RNA, 1866 nt
Organism: Sorghum bicolor (sorghum)
Lineage: Eukaryota; Viridiplantae; Streptophyta; Magnoliopsida; Poales; Poaceae
Exons: 6
Coding region: 470-1432 (320 amino acids)
Source: RefSeq, a predicted model, not a curated record
ACGUGACGUGGGGUGGAUGAGAUCGCGGGCGGCGUUGCGUUUGGUUUGGUUUGGUUUGGGAGUCCGACAAGGCAAAGCGAAGCGAGAAGAGGAGAAGGACACACAGCGAAGCAAAGCCAGAGCAAACCGAAGCCGGUUUCAUAUCGCCCCCCGCUGCUCCUCCUGUCCUGCCUUCCUCCUUCCGCAGCUCGAAUAAAGUCCCCUCCUCUUCCGGUCUUCCUCCUCCGCGCUCCAAUCUCCCCAGCGGCACGAGUUCGGGUUCUUGCAGAGUAGCACAGAGGAGGAGGAGGCGCAGAGUGCCGGAGGAUUCGGUUGGUUGGAUUCCCCUGCUGCGGCUGCCGGUUCGGUUUCUUCUUUGGUUUGCCGUGAGCGAUUUGGUGCGCGGCGGAUUGUUGUGGGGGGGGUGCGACUGCAGAGACGAGGGCCGUGUGGAGGGAGAGUCGAGGAGGAGGCAAGGGAAGGCGGGGACAUGGGCGGGCAGUGGGUGGAGGAGGGGAUGCCGCCGUCCAACCUGCAGUGCUUCUUGGACUGCACCACCCCCACCGUGGAGACGCACAUUCUCCCCAAGACGAAUGGACGGUCGCCGACCGAUGCCUGGCACCACGCUGAGAUGGACAGCGUCGAGUACUUCAAUCUUGCCGACCUCUGGGAGCAGUACUACGAGUGGAGCGCGUACGGCGCCGGAGCUACGGUGCAGCUCCCAGGAGGGGACAGAGUAGUUCAGUACUAUGUUCCAUACCUGUCAGGGAUGCAGCUAUACACCAACAAGGCCCUGACUGCAUCCAGGAGCUUUGGUGAAGAUAAUGGCAUGGAUUUGUGGAGUGAUGAUGAGGACAACGAGAAGAUGUCGAGAUCCUGGAGUUCGACCUCUGAUGAAUCAUUGUUCAACUGUGAUGUGCUAUGGUCCAAUAGGAAGCGUCCAGGGCACCUGUACUUUGAGUUCUUUGAAGUAGGUUCACCUUAUGGAAGGGUCCCGCUCAUUGACAAGGUGUAUGAACUGUCCCAGGGCUUUCCUGGAUUGACAUCACUGAAGAGCGCUGACCUUUCGCCUGUUAGCUGGAUGUCAGUUGCCUGGUACCCUAUAUACCACAUUCCUUACCAGCGCAGCGUGAAGGAUUUAUCUGCUUGCUUCCUAACUUACCAUACCAUUUCGUCCUCGUUCCAAGAUCACGGGCUUGAGACCAUGACCAAUGAUUGUUGCCAUCCAGUUGCCAACGGCAAACAAAAUGGCCAUAUGGAUAAAAAGAGCAACACUGUAUCACUGCCUCCAUUUGGCCUCGCAGCACACAAGAUACAAGGUUCCCUCUGGACCAACCCCAUAACAGGAGAUCACAGAAAGAUGGACGUCCUCUUCGGUGCGGCGGACUCCUGGUUGAAGCAGCUUGGAGUCCAGCACCAUGACUUCAACUUCUUCAUCACUCACCCCAUGUGAACCACUGAUCUGGAGUAGCUUGCAAAGAACCACAUGGGUUCAGUUUGAAGCUACUAAUAUUACUUACACCACCAUCAACAGUAGCGAAACGUUUACAGUACAGUGCGCUCGUAAAGUGAGUCUAACAAUCGCAGGAUAGAUUUAUACUUGAGUUUACUGCAGCGAAUACCAAACAUGUCGGCACUCAAAAAGGUUUUCUGUUUCUUGUUUCGUGGCAGAAGAUGUAACUGAUCUGUACAGAAGUUUUGCAACUAAUUUGGUAUCCAAUGUGUGGUUGGAUCCAUAUUGUAGCUGUUGCUUGUGAACUUUAGUGCCCCCGAGAAUGUUAGUCCAGGAUGAAACUGCUUACGCAGACUCCAGUUGGACCUAAAUCUGUUGAUGACAGUUUCAUUCUCUUCUACAAGUAAGGCAGUUGUACGCACACGGUUUCAUUC